AUGGUAAUAAAUUUCAGAAAUUUGAAGCCGAAUUCAGUUAAAUGCCAAUAUGAUGAUUCAUUAUGGGAUGAAAAACUAGAUAUUAGUGAUGAAAGAGAGAAGAAAAAUCAUACAUAUUCCAGUCGGACAUUCAUUCAAACCAAAAGAAAUUCAAAUACAAAUGACUCGGAUCAAUUAAGAAAAAAUAAUGAGCCCUUUUGGAAAAAUUCAAAAGAUAAUGAAAGAGGAAAUUGGAGAAAUAAGGGAAAUAAUGAUGAAAGAAGAAAUAACUUGAAAGAACGACAAGGUUGGGGAAAUCAGUCAGGAAAUAAUGAAAGAAGACAAUUUGAUCCAAAUUCAAGAACAAAUUGGAAUAAUACUUCAGGCAGUGGGGAAAAAAAACAAUUUUAUGAUAGAGAGAAAUCUAAUUGGCGAAACAAAUAUAGCAAUGAAGAAAGACAGAAUAAUGAUCGUUCGGGUAGGCGUAAUAAAUAUUUUGAUGAAGAGAAACAAACACAUAAUGAUAGAGAGAGAUCUUAUUGGAGAAAUAAACCAAAUGAUAAUUAUCAAGAAGAUAAUUGGGAUAAUCAGAAUAACAGCAAAAAAGAUUUUGAAAAUAGUGAGCCAUCAUCAUAUAAAUCUAGAUAUAGUAAUAAUGAAAAAAGAGAUUACAAUAAUAAAGGAUCAAAUUUUAGAAGUGGUAAUUCAGAAGCAAAAACUACAAUGAAAGUUGCAGCUUGUUACACAGGAAGAAUAAUAGGCCGUCAAGGAUCAAAAAUUCAUAGUUUAGAAGACUCUUCACAAACUAAACUCAAAGUGAUACCACAGGAGGGUCAAGAAACAAUUGUAGAAAUAAUUGGUCCUGAAAGUUGCAGAGAGAGAGCUAAGGAGCUUAUACAAGAACUCAUUGCACUAGAAUAUCCUGUCAGAUCAGAACAACGCAAUCAUAAACAACACAUGGAAAGCAGACAAAAUGCUGAUGUAGUUCAGUUAACAGAAGAAACAGAUGUUAAAAAGGAAACACCAACAAUAAAUUGGAAAGAGUUAAUAGCAGCUAGUCAAGAAGAAAAAACAAGAAAAUGGGAAAAAAUGCCACCAGUGAAAAAAAAUUUCUACGUUGAAGAUCCUAAAAUUAAAUCAAUGUCAUCAGAUGAAGUUGAAGAAUUCAGAAAAAUGAAAAACAAUAUAGUUGUGCAAAGUUUAGAUGAGGACGGUUCUCAUACUAUUCCAAAUCCAAUUUCAGAUUUUAUGCAGGCAUUCAAAAAUUAUCUCAUCACGACCUCUGCCAUGGAGAAGAAUUCUAAGAGAAAAUGUAUAUCCCUUGAAGAAAAAAUUAAAAUUUUGGAUCGGUUAAAAUUUGGUGAGAAAAUAAAAGUCAUUGCUAAAGAUUUAAAAUUAAAGAAGGCAACAAUUCGAUCAAUAAAAAGAAAUGAAAACAAAAUAAGGGCUAGAAUUUCCUCUGGAUCUUUAGCAAGUUUGGAUAAAACUGCUCGUAUAAAGGACACUUUAAUGCCUAAAAUGGAAAAGUGUUUGAUGUUAUGGAUGGAAGAUUGCUUUUCAAAGAAUUUUCCUUUGAAUAAUAAUGUGAUAAUGCAAAAGGCAACAAAGAUUUACCAGCAUUUAAAAGAGCUUGAAUCCGUUUCUUUUAAUGAAUCACAUCAAUAUGAAUUUAAAGCCAGUAAAGGUUGGUUUAGAAGAUUUAGGAAUCGAUUUUCUUUGUGCAAUGUCAAAGAUGGGGGACAAAGCGCAUCAGCCAACAUAGAAGCAGCCAAGAGAUUCCAAAAGAAUUUUCUCAAAAUUGUAGAAGAUGGAAAUUACACUGCAGAUCAGUUAUAUUAUUAUAACAUCAGAAUAAAUAUUAAGAAAACUAAUAUAUUUAUAAAAUAUUAUAGACCAAGAGAUAAAAGAGGUGGCCCUUCUUGUCUUGUUUUUGCACCCACAAGAGAAUUAGCACAGCAGAUUGAAAGAGAAUGUAAAAAAUAUGAAUAUAAAGGAAUUAAAUGUGUGUGUUUAUAUGGUGGAGGAAACAGAAGAGAACAAAUAAAUUGUGUUGAAAAAGGUGUGGAAAUAGUUAUAGCUACCCCAGGACGCUUGAAUGACUUAGUCAUGAAUAAUUUUCUUGAUGUCACUUGUGUCACUUAUUUGGUGUUAGAUGAAGCAGAUCGUAUGUUGGAUAUGGGAUUUGAACCCCAGAUUAAAAAAGUUCUUUUGGAUAUAAGACCUGACCGACAAACUGUGAUGACCAGUGCAACUUGGCCUGAAGGAGUGCGCAGAAUGGCAGCACAAUAUAUGACAAAACCAUUAUUAGUGUUUAUUGGUUCAUUGGAUAUUAGAGCAGUUCAUAGUGUAAAUCAAGAAGUACAUAUAAUUUCAGCUGAUGAUAAAAAACAAAUGUUAUAUGAAUUCAUUGAAAAUAUGACACCAGAAGAUAAAGUGAUAGUUUUUGUUGAUAAGAAAGCAGUUGCUGAUGAUUUGUCAAGUGAUCUUUUGUUGAAUGGAGUUGAUUGUCAGUCAAUUCAUGGUGACAGAGAUCAGAGUGAUCGUGAACAGGCUCUUGAAGAUUUGAGAACUGGUAUAGCUCGCAUUUUGAUUGCAACUGAUGUUGCAUCUCGUGGUUUAGAUAUAAAAGAUAUUACGCAUAUUUUUAAUUAUGAUUUCCCAAGAAAUAUUGAAGAAUAUGUUCACAGAGUUGGAAGAACUGGAAGAGCAGGCCAAACGGGAGCUUCCAUUACUUUAAUGACUCGUAAUGAUUGGAGUAAAGCUAAGGAUCUCAUUGAGAUUAUGGAAGAAGCUGGCCAGGAAAUAUCUCAAGACUUAGUGGAUAUGGCAGACAGAUAUCAAGUUUGGAAGUCUAAGCGAGAUGCAGAGGAUGUUGCUGCACGGAGAAUGGGAAGAUAUACUAAAAAUAGGAGAGAUUACUAAAAAAAUCUUUCACUGUGUACAUUGUGUAGUUUAGUUCUUGUCUAUUAAUUUAAAAGCAUUCCAUUAAAUAAUCAUUUGAAAUAUC
Molecule: messenger RNA, 2986 nt
Organism: Centruroides sculpturatus (bark scorpion)
Lineage: Eukaryota; Metazoa; Arthropoda; Arachnida; Scorpiones; Buthidae
Product: probable ATP-dependent RNA helicase DDX43
Exons: 17
Coding region: 1-2901 (966 amino acids)
Molecular function (GO): ATP binding; RNA binding; RNA helicase activity
Source: RefSeq, a predicted model, not a curated record